Molecule: messenger RNA, 4285 nt
Organism: Hypomesus transpacificus
Lineage: Eukaryota; Metazoa; Chordata; Actinopteri; Osmeriformes; Osmeridae
Product: RNA binding protein fox-1 homolog 2-like
Exons: 13
Coding region: 845-2248 (467 amino acids)
Biological process (GO): nervous system development; regulation of alternative mRNA splicing, via spliceosome
Cellular component (GO): nucleus; cytoplasm
Molecular function (GO): mRNA binding
Source: RefSeq, a predicted model, not a curated record
GGGGGAGAGCAGGACAGGGGGAACAGCCAUCCUACUACGGGGAGGAAAAGAAGGAUAGGCUAAUAUAGCCUACAUCAGCACAGCCCCCUGACCGGUCGACUUUACACAAGCCUUGCUUGGGAGCGUAAACUGUAAAAACAAAUCUGAACCCAGAUCAGUAUUCUGGAGUCAGAUCCAUACUACACCAAUCGGGACGCAGGCGAAAGGAAAUCGUGUUCCCGACUAGCCAGCCAGUUCACACGUUACCAAUAUCUACCAGAACACAGACAGAGAAAAUAACGGUGAAGAAAGAAGGGGACUUCAAGGAAAAGGUGUUGGACACACACAAGGAGUUAGUUAGCUCAAGCGAAGUCGCAUGUUGACAGUAGAAAGGAUUUUCUUGUCUUGAAAGAGGCACGAUUAAUGCAAUUUCCAACAUUUUGCAUUACCCACGGAGAGGUAUUUUAGCUAGCCAGCUACGAGAUAGCGGAAUGUGUAGCUAGCUAGAUAAUUAGCUUACGUUAGCUAGCUGAGCCGACAUCUGCAUUUUGGAUUUUGGGUUUUUCUUGCAUUGGCCAAGCAGCUACGCAUUUAAUUUCGAGAGAAGCCGUUUUUCGUGUUGUGUGCUGGAGCCACGCAUGGCCAUGAUGUUCUUUCUUGAUUAGCUUUCUGAACAAUAACAGAACUGUACUGCUUCGCUUUGUAGACUUUUAGCCAAGACGAGAGAUCAACCUCACCUUAUCCAGGUAUUUGCUAAUUCAAAGACGAGCUCAUCAAAUUGUGGAUAUAACACGGGGCAGAAAGGUAAAAAAAGGAGAAAAUAGCAAAAUCUGAAAGACUCAAAACGGAGACUUUCUGCCGUCCAAUGUUAAUGUCGACCGACGUCGCAUCUAUAAUGCUACCCGUUAAUCGGGGAAUAAUGGACCUGGAAAGGGACAUUGAUACAGAAACCGGACCCCUCGCGGACACGACCGGGGGUCCAGCAGCAAUACGUGGAAUGAAACGAGGAGACCCAGAACCCGACGCUCAAACAGCUGCAGUGUUGACCGAAUUAGCUGGGGCGGAGUGCAAGCGGCCAAGGAUAGACGGGUUGGUGGCUGUUGGUGACAUUGGACAGAACAACGAGCCUUUAACCCCCGGUUUCCAUGGCUACCAGCCCCACAGUCAGGCUCCACAGGACUCAGCGGGGGGUCCGGACAGCCUGGGGGCCCCUCCGUUCACCGCCUUCCCUCCUCCGCCCCCGCCCCAGAACGGCCUGGCGGCGUCCGAGUUUGGCGGAGCCAUCUUCUCCGCGGGGGGCCAGGGGCCGGUGGAGGAGGGCUCAGGGGCCAACGGAGCCACGCCCACGCCCGUUCACGUCAUCAUCGCGCCACAGGCAGAGGGCUCCCCCCAGGGUGAGGCGCUGGCCCAGUGUGGGGUGGUGGCGUCCAGCGCCGGGGGGUCUGGUGGCGAGUCCCCCGAGGCCAAGGGCUCCCCCAAGCGCCUGCACGUCUCCAACAUCCCCUUCCGCUUCCGCGACCCCGACCUGCGGCAGAUGUUCGGGCAAUUUGGCAAGAUUCUCGAUGUCGAGAUCAUUUUCAAUGAGAGGGGUUCUAAGGGCUUUGGCUUUGUGACGUUUGAGACUAGUGCGGACGCAGAAAAGGCCAGGGAGAGGCUGCAUGGUACUCUGGUGGAGGGACGCAAGAUCGAGGUGAACAAUGCUACGGCCAGGGUGAUGACCAAUAAGAAGAUGGUCAGUCCUUAUCCCAACGGAGAGGCCCUCAGCACCCUGCCAUACGCCGGGUGGAAGUUGAGUCCCAUGAUGGGGGCCAUGUAUGGACCAGAGAUCUAUGCAGUCCCAGGGUUCCCCUACCCCUCGGCGGCGGCGGCCUCCACAGCAGCGGCGGCAGCAGCGUUCAGGGGGGCCCAUCUCCGGGGGCGAGGCCGGCCCGUCUACAGCGCCGUCAGGGCAGCCGUCCCCCAGGCCGCUCUGCCCGCGUACCCCGGCGUGGUGUACCAGGACGGCGGCUUCUACAAUGCUGCCGACUUAUACGGAGCCUACCCAGCCGCCGCCGCCGCCGCCGCGGCUUAUCGCUACGCACAGCCCACCACCGUAACCGGGGCAACGGCCGCCGCCGCGGCAGCCGCCGCCGCCGCCUAUAGCGACAGUUACGGACGCGUGUACACCACAGACCCUUACCACGCCCUGUCGCCUGCCGCCGCCGCCUACGGAGUGGGAGCCAUGGCUAGUUUAUACCGGGCUGGAUAUAGCAGGUUUGCUCCAUACUAGCGGACACCCUCCCUUCUUGGACCCUCCCACCCUCCCCUACAUCCAGAACUUUUCAAACCCUUCCCUCCCUUCCCCUACAUCUGCCACUCAUGGUAGGUAGGAACUACAAACCCAACAUUCUUUUUGAAGGAGGGAAAACAAAAAAGGUCAUCCAAUUAGGAAUCUGAAAACAACAGCACAGCUCACCUCCCCAAAAGGGUGAUUACACUGCCCAAGCCUCAGAGAACCUGGCAACCCGAUCCGAAGGCCAGCCCAAUGGAUGCACACUAACCAGUUACACUACCGGGCUACGAUGGGUCUGGGAAACAGCUGCUCUGUGUCUCCCUCUCUCUGUGUAUUAUACUCAGCUACGCUCGGUCUUCUAAGCAACCUGGAACACGGCUCACUGCCCAGCUUACCUCAGAGGCUAACACACACACACAAGACGACGACUGCCCAGUUCCACUGACAGCUCCUUCUAUACAGCUGUGUCAAGUGUGCACAGUAGCCAUGUCGGGCUGUCUCUCUCUUCUGGUACUUCAUAUUUGAUACACUACUUCACAAACGAGACAGCUGCCAUUUUGAGCUGUCGGUGAUAUGAUGGACGGAGGGGGAAACGGACGGAAGUUACCGGAAGGUUGGAUGGAUUGAUGGCUGGAGAGACGGAAGGAUGGAGAAUGAGGAGAUGGGCGAUUGAUGUCAUCCGUACGAGGCGAGCAAAGAGAAGACUGGUUGUGUUUACGGUCUGUCAUUACGUCUUACAACACUAAGGUCAAAACAGCCUUUCAAACAGGUCUGAAACAAGCCACACGGUUAAUACUUUGCAACCAAGCCCGACUGUACACAAGAAAACAGUAGGACAAUGACAGCAGGAAAUUGAAACACAACACUUGUUUUUCUGCAUUACCUCAGUUUUUUUUUUUUUUUACUUUCAUUGAAAAAAAGAGAAAACAAAUGCUUAGAAUGGUUAUUGCGAUACAAAAGGUGGAUGCAGAGAGAUUACGUCCACUAAUAUUGAUACUAUUAUUAUUACUAUCAACCUGGUUUCCCAGGAAACGAUGCGCGACUCUUAUUGCUGGUCUUUAACGUUUAUACCUGUUCUUAUAACAGCCAUUGAAGUGAUGAAAACACACAUGCACCUACACACUCUUCCACAACUCUACACAAACUGAUGAGCCGCUACAAAACUCAUGCUGCCCCAUGACAACGACCGGACUGGGCCGGGUAGUCAUGACAACUAUUCACCACACCCCCCCCCCCCCCCCCCCCCCCCCCACCCCCCCCAAAAAAAAAAAAAACUAAUAUUUACAACCUCCCAUAACAACAUGUAUCUAGAUAGGAGCACUUCUCAGGGUUUGUAACAUCAACCCGGAUCUUUAGAAUAGAAGAGACAAACACACCUCUGUAUCUUUUUUUUGUCUUACGAUUGAUAUUUACUUUGAAGAUCUGUCCAACAUGGCUCCCGAUAGCUCUGCAUAGCCUCCACAAUACACACAGCUUGAACUCUCGCUGACGAGACUGUUUCCUUUCCAUCUCUCCACUCAAACGCCACCAGUCGCCGGUAUUUGAGUCCUUUCCUCUGCGCUUUGUCGAGGGCCUGGAAGUGAAAGACAACGUAUAAAAAAGCAGUCCUACCAUGUUCUAUAUCUCCAUAUACUCUGAAUUAUGUUAAUUAUUGCUAUUGUUUGUCUUUUGGUUCCAAAGAUUCUCUUAAAGCACAUUUCGUUUUCUUUUGGUUGUUUUUUUUUGGGGGGGGGGGGGGGGAGCACAGUUGUAUUACACAUUAUCAUACUUUUUCAGAUUUGUUGUUCUUGCUGUCAUUUGAACUCUCUAAUUUCUUUAAUUGCGUGAUCUGAAAAGCUGAUUGUCGGUUUAACAUGAACAGGAAGCAAGCACACUUGCCCUUUAAGAGGUGGUGGGGGGGGGUGGGGGGGUUGGGGUCCUGGAAGAGAACUGAGAACGACAGUCAAAGGGAACAUUUAGGUGGGAAAAGAACAACAGGCUGAAUCUGACACUAAAGUACGUGCAUUAAAAAAAAAAAACGAAAACUGAAAAAUG